AUGCACGCAGGGUUCCUGCACCGACGUCUCCAGCCCCCUGCAGACCUUAAACUGUUCGGUCGUUACACCGUGAGAGUCCUCGAUUUGUUGCCAGGAUGCGGUAUCCCUCAAAUCAGCAAUACGACCUCGGAUCCUACAAGAAACCUGACGCAGCCCGGCUCCGACCGAAUCCUUGGAGGAUCUGGAGUUCCAGUUCAGAGGAGGUAUCCCUGGAUGGCAUGGAUCGGGGCCUUUCCCUAUCGGGUGUCAUAUUGCGGGGGGUCCCUCAUCAACGACCGGUAUGUCCUCACGGCUGCCAGCUGCAUCGACCCGAGCUACCAAACCUACUUCGUGACUCUAGGAGACUUCAAUAGGUCAACGUGGUCCGACAGUCAUUCCAUCCAGAUUCCAGCCUCACCCAUCGUUCAUCCUCAGUAUAACUCGAGCGACCGAAACAACGACAUCGCACUACUGAAACUCAAGACCCCGGUGGACUUCAAGGCCUUCUCGCAUAUCCGUCCCGUAUGUCUCUCUUCCAGUGGUAUUCCCACACCGGGACAAUUUGUCACAAUUGCCGGCUGGAGUGGCAUCGGUGUCAACCAUGGAACUCCCGAGAAUAAGCUGAAGGUGGCUAAGAUGAGAGUGGUCAGUCAGGAGACCUGCAAGGUUUCUUAUCCGGUCCACGGCACGAACAACACCAUCUGUGUUCAGCCUGUCGCUGAGAACUCAUGCAAAGUAAGCCUCGAGACGGAAGACGGUGAUUUUGGAGGACCGCUGGUGUACCGAACUCCAGCCGGAUACUACCAGAAUGUCGGCAUCAACUCCUAUACGAAAACAGGGUGUCUUCCGAACUCGGGAAUCAUGGCCACGAAGACGGCAAAUUACGUGGACAACUUCAUCAAGGACAACACCCAAGAUGCUCAAUGGUGCCCGACGGGUUGAUUCCUUCCUCGCAGGCUUCUGAGAGUGCCUUCACGUUGUGACCUCGAGCUGGAAGGCCCUCCAUUCGUGCAUCCCUCUUGAAUUUUUUUUUCUGGAAGCGA
Darwinula stevensoni is the source of this 1022-nucleotide messenger RNA. The record is from the annotation of a GenBank genome assembly. NCBI's taxonomy places the organism in Eukaryota, Metazoa, Arthropoda, Ostracoda, Podocopida, Darwinulidae.